Molecule: messenger RNA, 4959 nt
Organism: Sitodiplosis mosellana (orange wheat blossom midge)
Lineage: Eukaryota; Metazoa; Arthropoda; Insecta; Diptera; Cecidomyiidae
Product: organic cation transporter protein
Exons: 12
Coding region: 897-2630 (577 amino acids)
Biological process (GO): transmembrane transport
Cellular component (GO): membrane
Molecular function (GO): transmembrane transporter activity
Source: RefSeq, a predicted model, not a curated record
UCAGUUACUGUUGACGAUUCGAGCAGUUACGAUGUUCUGAAAAAAAAAACGUUCUUUCGUUCUCUCUAUCAACUCACACUCUGAGUAUCGUUUUCUUCGAUCCCGACAAAUUCACCAGUAAAGUGUGUGUAUGUGUAUCGUGUGCUCCAAUCAUCUAUUUGAAUAUUAUUAUUAUUUUUUUCAACAGCCGUUGAAUUUUCUCUGUCGACUUUUUGCUUGAAAAUUAUUAAUUGUGAAUUAUUCAGAAGAGAAAAGGAACAGAAAAUUUGAAGAAAAAAAAAACAUUUCCAGUGAAAAACUAAUUUUUUUUUUGAAUUGUCUCAUCGUCGUGUGAUACUGUGAGUCAUUCAGCAAACAGACAACAAACGGACAAUUCACAUGAUUUCAAGGGAUUUUCUCUCAUUCAGUGAAAAAAAAGUAUAAACAAUCAAUUUCAAACGAAAUUCAACGGUCGAAAGUUUUUGCGAGAAGAAAGCAAAAAUUAUCAACGAAACGAAAGGAAAACCAAUCAAUUCAUCUUUACGCUGUAAACAUUGAUAAAAUCAAUCUAGGAGAGGCUUAAAGACGGAUACAUUAUAAAGACAAUUGGCAGAUAGACGACACGGUCAGUUAAGGAUACACAGGAAAAACUGCGGUGGUCGAAGGAACGAUCAAGUCUGUGUAUAUGUAUGUGAAUGGGUGUUUGUAUGCAUACACCGAUGCUGAAGUUGACCGAUUGGAAUGAAUGUCAAUACAAAUAGCGGUGCAAACAUCAAAACACAAGCAAAAAGUUUCCGCUUAGCAGAGUAACCACAUUGAAACGAUACAAAGUAGCGAGAGCAGAGCGAAGAUUGGAGGAAAAACAGAAGGAAAGGGAACGCCUGAGUAAAGAGGACAUUAAAUAAAUACUCAACACAAUGUCAAGCAAUCGCACAUCGAUUCCCGAUAGCACGUCGCACCGGCAAUUGCACGAUGAACCAGAUAAACAACACAGUCAUGAUCCAGCGAAAAGCAAACAGCUGAACAGUAAAAAUCGUCAACAUUCACAUGAAGAAUGCGACAUCAUCGGACAAAUGAUUGGCAAAUAUGGAAAAUAUCAGUUUUUUAUGACGUUUUUAUUAUCUCUAUUCCAAAUACCCAACACAUUUCACAUAUCGUCGCCCAUUUAUCAAGCAGCCGAUAAACGAUUUUGGUGCAAGCGGCCAGCUGAUUUGAGUCACAUCGAUCAUGAUGUAUGGCGAAAUAUCAGCCAAUCGCAAGAUAACUGCCACACAACUAAUCACAACUGGAACCACGUUUCAAAUACGCAUAUGUUGGAAGCGCUGGUUCAAAAUACAACGGAUCGCAUUAAAUGCACUGAAUGGGAAUUCGAUAUGGCGGACAAUUUGGGCAACACUUGGACGUCCGAGUGGAAUUUGGUGUGUGAUAGCGAAUAUUUGAAAAAUGUGGCCGAAAUGUUUUUUCUGGUUGGUGUUGCAACUGGUGGCAUCAUAUCAGGUUACUUAUCUGAUCGAUUCGGCAGACGAACCAUGCUUUUUUGGUCAGUGAUUUUCCAAACGAUUUUUGGAUUUGUGCUUUACAUUCCGUUGUCGUUUCGGGUGCAUUUAGCGUUACGUGGAUUACUUGGAUUGGUAUCGGUGUCGGUUACGUAUGCUGGACUAAUAUUGGCCAUUGAAUUUGUUGAUGGGAAAUGGCGAACCAUUGCUGGAAUGUACAAUCUGUUUCCACUACCAGUCUCUUAUAUGCUUAUCUCUGGCAUAGCUUAUCUUACUCAAGAUUAUCGACUUCUACAACUGUGCAUCGCUAUUCCGGGCAUUUUUCUCUGCUUCUUAUGGUUUGUGAUUCCCGAGUCGCCGAGGUGGCUGCUAUGCAAAGGUCGUACCGCCGAAGUGGCAACAAUCAUUCGAAAAGUAUGUGAGGUCAAUAAACGUGAAUGUCCACCAAAUGUGGAGAAACUGUUGAAACCGCCCCCAUCCAAUAGUGAAACGGAUGACGGAUGCAUUUCCUUGUUUGGUAAUUCGUACUUACGUUUGAUCACCAUUUGCUUUCCAUGCAUUUGGUUCACCAUGAAUCUGGUGUACUACGGUCUCAUUCUCAACAUGAAUUCGUUCGGUGGAAAUGUUUAUUUGAAUUCGGCUUUAGCUGGUCUAGUCGAAAUACCUGCAAUUGCCCUUGCCAUUUUUGUCAUCAUGUUCGUGGGCAAAAAAUGGAUUCUAUUUUCCACGAUGUUCUGCGCUGGCAUUGCUUGCUUCAUUGCAUGCAUCAUCACAUUCUUCGGGGAGCAUCCAAGCAGCGAGUGGCUGAAAAUCACUUUUUUGAUGUUGGGAAAAUUCACAAUUAGUGCAGGAAACACUGUAAUGCCAGUGUAUACAGCAGAAUUGUAUCCAACAGCAAUUCGGAAUGCCGGUGUUGGUGCAUGCAACGUGGCUGCCGGAGUGGCUUUGAUUAUUGUUCCAUACUUAUCACUUUUGAAUAAAAUCCAGUCAUACUUUUUGAUGGCUCUGGUGGCAUCGUCUAGCAUUUUGGGAAGUCUUGUUGUCAUUUUCUUGCCCGAAUCAAUGCCACACGAUGCUGCAAAACGCACUUCAAAUGCCUCUCAACAUAGUGGCGACGAACAUCAUGAAGAACGCGCCUACGUUUUUUCUGCAUAGAGAUCUGUCCAAACAUAGACUACUCCAUACUACUUGAUAUUUGUCGUAAUGCAUUUGAAUGCAUACAAUACUACAUUCUUCUUCUGAAACUGACCUUUGAUGAGAUCAGACAAACAAAGAGAGAACAAAAUAUUAAAAAUUGUUUUCGAAUUGAAAUGAAGACGAGAAAACUAUAGUUUAAUGACAUAUUUAGUGGGAACGAAAAUGAUAAAAUACAAUUGUUGAUUCAAAAUUAGAUAUUCUAUGGGAAAUCGUUUAAUCAUGUUGAACAAAAAAAAAACAUUGGUGUCUAUCUAUAGAGGAACAAAAGUAAACCGUUUGGAUAAAGAAAUGGUAUUUAAAAAGGUGUAUUAGUAGAGUAAUCCAUUAGCGAAUUUUUAGUCGGCCAAUGUAGAUGUCGAUGUUGAUGUUGAUGAAAAAGUUAUCAAACUAUAUGUGUUCUGAAUGUUACAAAGAGUAAAACCAUCUAGUGGCUCUAUAUUUCAUGUAGUGCUAGAAAAAAAUCCAAAGAUUCUGUGAAUUUGACAAUAAUUUCUUUGGGAAUCAAACCGUGAAAUUGUUGUGACACAUAUUCAUAUCAGACAAAAAUGAACAAAAGAUGCAUUUAAAACUAAACAUUGAUUUGGAAUAUACAAAAUUCUAGUGUGAAAAUAAGCCAACUUUAGUAGAAUAUAUUCUGUUAGUAUGUAAAAAAAAGAACUUUUGUUUGAAACUCGUUCCGCAUCUGAAUUGUACAAAUCCCCUCACAAAGAGUCGAUGUAACCAUUUCGCAAAGCUGGUGCAAAAGUGCAGAGAUGCAGAAAGCCACAAAUUGUUCCAUUCCAACGGAGCAUCUUUUUUCAAAGAAAGUACUCUAGACAUGGUACUCUAGAUGUGUGUCUAUGUGCUCUAGACAUGGUACAAGGGAAUUUUUGAACAACGCAGCCAAACAUAAUAAGCAGCAAUGAGAUUAUUCAUUUUAUAGGAAACAAUCAAACUAAUAAACAAAAGAAAUAGAAUUGAACGAGUUAAAUACAUAUAGCCAUACGAAUAUUACAAGAUAGUUAUUUAAAUGAAGCACUUAUUUGGCUGGUCCAAAUAAUUUGAUAUUAAAGCCAACAACAUACGAUUCGCCAUAUAAGCUAAACACACACACAAAAAAAGAAAACAAAAACAAUAGGUACAUCAACAUUUUAUAGUUAUACAGAGAUGUCAAAUAUUAAGAAAUAUCAAUGAAAAGUAAAUAUUUACCGAUAGCAACUGAUUUCAUGCUUAUUUGGAGUGGCUCACCAAUGGCCAGAAUUGUUGGUCUAAAGAUUUUUUUAGUUCUGAACUUUGGAAAGUAUCCAUAAAGGAAAAAAAAGAACUUCUGAGUGUAUCAAUACAAACAGCUUAGAUAUUGGCACACAAAAAUCCAUCAAGUUUCACCGUUUCGGUUAAGUUUUCAUUUGAUUUUUAACCAAAAUUCAAACAUUUGUAGCGAUUUAAUGUAUCUGUGUAAUAUUUGGCUUAUUUUAAGUAGUGUUGUACGAGUUUUUCAUUGUCGGACCGAUUAGAACUUGUUUAAAGUUCGAAAAUUGGAAUUUUUCAUUUUACGUAAGAUCGAUGAAACAUUUCUCGCAACGUAACGGUACUUACAACAAAAAAAAUUCAUUAUCGUAAAAUGUAAGUACAUAUUUAGAAGAGAAAAAAAAUAUAAAGCAAACACAGACAAAAAGAGAAUGUGUGUAUUUGAAUUCGUACUUAAGUGAAUAUAUCCAUAUUGUAUUGCCAUUUCUUAUAUCGCAGAAGAUGUAUUAUAUUAAUGUUUAGGCGUGAAAAAUGAUAAAGUCAAGCAUACUUUAUGCGAGAACAGCGAAGAAGAAGAAAAAACAAAGAUCAUGAAUUUGAGUAACGUGACUUUGGAUUUUAAGCAGAAAUAUUCUUCAGCAAAACAAUCAAAACUAAUAUUGCUAGCAUUUUUUUCAAAUACACCAAUUCACGUUUACCGAUAUACACAAAUAAACCGUUCAAAAGUUACAUAAACAGUAUAUAUACCUAAUAUAUCUCACUUAAUCAAUAAACAAGCAUUUUUUUAUAGUUUACAGUCAAUUGCGGGCAAACUUGACUCGAAAACACCAUACAACAACAACAACAAAAACAAUAGAAAUCAAAUAAAAGAAAAUCCAUUUAAACACAACACAACAAAACAAUACGAAACAAACUAAAAUCUAACUAAAUAAUUGUAAUCGUUAAGCUCUUUUAUCUUUAAGUAGCCAAGUUAAUGUGUAGGCAAACGCAAACAUCAAAGUCGUGACAACAAAAAUACAAUAUAUCAACAGCAACAACAACAAAAUAUGCAACAUAUUUA